Molecule: messenger RNA, 402 nt
Organism: Exserohilum turcica Et28A
Lineage: Eukaryota; Fungi; Ascomycota; Dothideomycetes; Pleosporales; Pleosporaceae
Exons: 1
Coding region: 1-402 (133 amino acids)
Source: RefSeq, a predicted model, not a curated record
AUGGAGAGUAUUACUUCUCUGGAUAGUGUUGCACCUUCAGAUUUCAAAGACUUAUUGGAUGCUGCACUUAAACUCCAUGCAGAGAGUACCUGCUUCCUGCAAGAAACUAGGUUCUUCUCUACUGCCACCAAGGAAGAUUUAGAUCAAUCAACCAACAAGCGAUUACUUACUACGCAUCUUGUGAAAGUAGCAAAAGCCUUGGUAAAGCGCCAUGAAGAUCUGAAUACGCACUAUGGCUGGGUAUUGGCUUCUGAUCGCAGCUGCGUCGAUAAAGCGCUUCGCAGCGUGUGCACAGCAGACGGCGAGCCUAGAGAGUGGUUCACAGGCAUGGUCAAGAACUUGGAGGUUUUUUAUAUUGCUUCAAAACAUGUCGUCAAUAUUUAUGAAGAUUUUUUGAGCUAG